Molecule: messenger RNA, 1560 nt
Organism: Botrytis cinerea B05.10
Lineage: Eukaryota; Fungi; Ascomycota; Leotiomycetes; Helotiales; Sclerotiniaceae
Exons: 2
Coding region: 463-777 (104 amino acids)
Source: RefSeq, a predicted model, not a curated record
GUUUAGUGAUCUCUUGCCCAUACUCGCGACAAUUGGGGACGGUGAAGCUGCUUCCUGUGCACACACCCGCUGAAGUGUUGUAUGCCAAGUACAAGUCAUUAGAGAAAGCGAACGAAUGGGAUUGUCGCUGAUAUGUUACAGCAUCAGGCUCGCGCAAAAGUUACCAGUUGUGGCAUAUUCAUGUGAUUUGAGGCUGCGAAAAAGAGUAUACGGACAAGCGGAUGAGAAGUAUUGAGAGACGCUGCAUUGGGAUUUGAAAUUCAUACAAAGCUCCCACUUCAUUCUAUAAGACUCUAUCUACAAUGGCAAGCGAAGUCUACAUAUAACUUUGAUGCCAUACCCCUUCGUUAAGACCAAACCUCUCAAUUCUUUGAACCUACACUACACUGUAGAACACCUCUUCAAAGCAGCCCACCACGAACUACACAUUGUCGAAGUCCAUUACCUCACUUGAACACAAGUAUGGGAAACCGCCAUAUGACCACCGAGGCUGCUGCACGCAUUGCAAAGUCACAACCUGGGUCAGGAUUUGCGAGAAGAUCUGCUCGAGCAGGUCAUAGUAAUAGCGAACGCGACGCCCAAUCUCAAUCUGUACGGGGUGGGGAGAUGCAAGCUCAGAAUAGGGAAAGUGAAGCAUCCAGCGGUAAUGAAAAUACGAAGGCAGAUCAAAUAUCUGUACAAGAUGGACAAGAGCAAGGUAUUGGAGGAGAACGAUGCCCUUAUUGCACCUCGGAAACCCUUUGCGCUCGUCAUGCAAGCAAGUGGGGCUGGUGUUAGGAGGCGAAUGUUGAAUCUUGCCCGGUCCACUUCAGGAUCAUAUUAAACGCUUUGAGCCGGAUUGUUUGCCUGUGGUGCGGUGAUUGUUUUCUCUUCGUGCGAGGGACCGUCCUCGUCUCAAAACACGUUGCGUCGCUGGGAUCCUAGAUUCGCUGUCGAAUGAGUAAUUGAUAGGAAAUAUGGGAAUUGGCAUCUCGAUACCCAUGCUGAAGUAGCCCAGCUGAUGUAACUCGCAAUGUUGAGCACAAUGGGAAAUGCAGAGGCAAACAACACAGCCUGGCCCCUUCAAGUUCAUGUCAACUCUUGAUACUUGUGAUGAUCAUACAUGCACAGAUUGUCUAAUGGAGCCAACAAUUUCCCUACAGCAAGGAGAAUCUUUGCCAACGUAUCACAACAUGCUCUAAGCUUGACCAAACUGAAGAUUCUAACGGUAGAGGCUAUGAUGAAGCUGGUCAUGACUCCACCGCCAAAAGGGACCAGAUCGAAAUCGACGAUUCAACAUCUGCUUCCAAUUGAGACCAUGGACCAAACAAAACGAGAAAUCAAAUACCAAAGCCAUUCAUCUUGCACAUAUCCUGAAUUCUCUUACAUCACGACGGUUGACUUCUUCUCAUGGACAACUACUACUGGGUAAGAUAUAGCUAGUAGGUGUGUACUCACGUGCGCGCUUUGACCAUUUAUAUAGUAUCGCAUGCGCUUCGGGCCGUCUUGACUGGUGACUGGGCCCUGAUUUCACAUUAUAUCUUAUUACAUAAUCCGAUAACAAUGAAACCCCAACUAUCA